Molecule: messenger RNA, 2534 nt
Organism: Somion occarium
Lineage: Eukaryota; Fungi; Basidiomycota; Agaricomycetes; Polyporales; Cerrenaceae
Source: the annotation of a GenBank genome assembly
GGGUACGAUCGUUCUUCUUCAACCUCCAGCAUACACAUUCCGACACCCAACAACCUGGCAGCUUUCACCAGUGUACUACGCUCCUUUUUGAAAGUUCUUAUCAGUGGUUACACUUUCGCACUCGAUGGACAAAACCAAAUCUAAACUCGCGGCAUUUUUCGACAAUGAUGAUGAAGAGACUUCGUUCCCACAAAAACCUGUAGAUGACCAUAAACUUUCUCAUUAUACGCAAGGACUUGUGCGCAAGUCCAAGCGGGAAAGGGAGAAAGAGGCUGCGGAAGCCAAACGCAAGGAGGAGGAAGCCGAUGCUGCAAGGAUCUACGCUGAAUUCUUGAAUGCUUUCGAGGGUGAAGAGGCUGAUCGUAAGAAGGGAGGAUCGAUGUUUGUGAAGUCAGGCCAAGAGGCCGUCUACACGCCCUCAGCGAAGCCACCCCGCGCUCCCAGGAUGUUUGAAGAAACAGCAGCACCUCCCUCACCUCCGCCGCCGGUUCCCAAACCGAAAGGCAAACGUGCAAUGGAUUCGUUUCUUGAAGAAAUCAAGAGAGAACAAGCAACUCGUGAAUCGAAAUAUGGUCGACAAGCUACUCAUGGCCGGUCGGUGACAGCCUUAGCUGCAUAUGAAGGUCAAAGCGGAAGCAAGGAUCGCGGGGACCCAGAGACUUCAAACGUCUUUGUAGCCAACCUACCCUCACACGUAACCGAGCAGAGUCUCGGAUACUUCUUUGCUAGAGCCGGUCCAGUUGGCUCUGUGAAAAUAAUGUGGCCUCGUAGCGAUGCAUCACAAGGCGUUGGUGCAGAAAUGACAGCAUCCAGAAGAGCAAAGAGUACAGGUCUCAGUGGCUUCGUCUCCUUCAUGAAGCGCAAGGAUGCCGAACGCGCCCUUCGUGAGUUUGACGGCUUAGAUUGGGGUGGUUCUGUCUUGCGAGUAGGCUGGAGCAAGGCCGUUCCUAUUGCCGCCAAGCCUAUGUAUGUUUCCAACAAACCUUUUUCGCCCUCUCGUUCAAGGUCAAAAUCACCACAUCACCACCGAAGCCGCAGUCGGGAUCGCCAUCAUUCAUCGAGCCGAUCCCGUUCACGCUCCCGUGAAAGAGGACAUCGUAGUUCCCGACGGUCACGUAGUCGCUCCUACAGCCGUUCACCAUCUCCCUCGCGUUCUCGUAGGAGAAGGUCACAUAGCCGGGGUCGUCGUUACGACAGUCGUUCACCACGUCAUCGGAGGUCUCGUAGUCCAUACGAUCGACCGGACGAAGAAGACCAGGUCACUGAUCAAUUCCUUCGAACUGUCGCUGCUGAAGUAAGAGGACAUGACACCGAGUAUGAGGAGACUUUGCGAGAGAGGGAGAAGUCGAAUCCGAAGUACGCGUUCCUACACCGAGAGCACCGCCGGAAUCGGUACUACCGGUCACUUUUGGGGCAGAAGGAAGAUAUCGAGCCUGAGUUCGAUGACGAAGGCUACAACUCCGUUUACUCCACUGACUCUGCUGAAGAGUCUGAGAGGGAACGGGUACGGAAGAAUGAACUGGGCAGACUCGCAAGAAGACGAUUCGAGGCUAUGCUUCGUGCACUCUCUGGACGCCGAGGCGAGAUGGCAAGAUGUAUGGCGUUUAGCCUUGAGCAUGCUGAGGCAGCUGCAGAAGUGGCCGAUAUCAUCAUUGCUUCGCUCUUAGUUGAUGGUACUCCGGUUCCAAGGAAGGUCGCGAGGUUGCACCUGAUCUGCGACAUCCUGCAUAACUCGGCAGCUCCGUUACCCAUGGCUUGGAAAUUCCGUCAGGAGUUUCAAUCCCGUCUCGGGAUAGUUUUCGAUCACCUGUCCACCAUUUACCAUUCAUUCCCCGGGCGUAUCACAGCUGAGACGUUCAAGAAGCAAAUCAUCUCAGUCGUGGAUAUCUGGGAAGACUGGAUUGUUUUCCCUCCGGACUUCACAUCCGAACUUCGCGCAAGGUUGGAAGGUGCCACUAUACAGGACAAUGAACCGCAGGUGACCGAGAUUACGACUGAGACCAAAGAUUCCACCGCCGCUUUCGUAUCAAAGUUCAAAGCAAGCUCCUUCAAGCCAGCAGCCCAAGUUGAGGAGGCUGCCCCUAAUGUCGAGGACGAAGGCGAGCCCAUGGAUGAGGGAAGCGAUAUAGAUGGCAUGCCUGUGGACGAUGUUGAUGGGGAACCACUCCCUGCUGAUGUGGACGGUGAACCCCUCAAUGACCUGGACGGCGAGCCUAUGGAGGACCUCGAUGGUCAACCCAUAGCAGAUGAAGAUGUUGAUGGAGAGCCCAUGGACAAUGAUCUUGAUGGAGCUCCCGUUGACGUCUAAUUAUUUCAUGUACAUGUAUCGAUACAUUUCCCUCAUUCCAUUCAUGCUCUGCUAUCGCUAUCAUUCUAUUUCUUGUGUAUUGUAUUAGUGGUUAUCACAUCUUCUGCACCAUUAGGUCAUGCAAUGAGGUAUCAAUUGUUCGCGGUUAGCUAUGUAAUCCCAAUCCUACCCUUACAGUGCAAAAAAAGCAAAACGAUGAAUAACAAAGAAACUAGGCGUCACGACG